GUUUAACAGCAGCAGCGCUGGCUUUCUAAAGAAAGCUUAGCUCUCACUUUUCUGUCUGUCUUAUUACCGCUCUCAUUGUCUCUUGCGACAGCGGGAACGGAGCAGCCACAUACUCUCCUCCUCACCAUUUAUUCACUUGGGGCCUGUAUUUGGAAUAAGAAAGCAUUGCUGUUUCUGACUGGAGAGAAGGAAGAUAAAACUCAUCUGGAUUUCCUAAGGAAUUUUAUCUGGAUGCUUUGUUACCGAGGCUUUUGAAUUCAUCAGCCGGGGUACAUAAUGUGACCAUCCGUUCCACAAUAGGGAAAUUCCCGAGGAGUUCUGAUUCUUUCAUUCCUUCCGGUCCGAGGCGGCAUUGCUAUCAACUGUUCCAAACAGGUGGGGGCAUUGGGGGUAUUGGUCAGACAGGUGUUGUUGGUGAGAGCGAAGCUUGGGCAUCAGGCAGAAUGUUGGCAUCUGCAUGAGUGGAACAGAGGAGCCUCAGUUCUGGUUCUCUUUCCUGAGACGACAACCACAGGAUGAGGCUUGAGAGGAGGUCUCAGGAGAGAGAAUGUUCCAUGACUUUCACACCUUCAACCUCAAGCUCUUGAAUCAUUGGGACAGUUGCUUGGGUGCUGAAAGGCUGUGAAUAUCCUGCAUCUGAGAAGUCAGACCAGACUGACUCACAGAGCUCUGUGAGCCAGCACCACUGAGGCUGCCAAAGCAUGCUGGUGCCAAGCUGUCCCAUGAUGCACAUAGCUAGACCCGCACUGCUCGUCCUGGGUCUGCUCCUCCUUCUCGCCGACGCCGAAACACCACCAAAGUUUUUGAGAACCCCCAAUGACCAAACGGGCGUGCAAGGAGGCGUGGCAUCAUUCAUCUGCCAAGCAACGGGAGACCCACGCCCCAAGAUAGUUUGGAACAAGAAGGGGAAGAAAGUCAGCAACCAGAGAUUUGAGGUGAUUGAUUUCGAUGACGGCUCUGGCUCAGUGUUGAGAAUUCAGCCCUUGCGUACGCCCCGAGACGAAGCCAUAUACGAGUGUGUUGCCUCCAACACUGUUGGAGAGCUGAGUGCUACUACGAGACUCACUGUUUUACGUGAGGACCAACUGCCCCCUGGUUUCCCCACCAUUGACAUGGGUCCCCAGUUGAAAGUGGUAGAGCGAACUCGUACGGCCACCAUGCUCUGUGCCGCCAGCGGCAACCCUGACCCAGACAUCUCCUGGUUCAAAGAUUUCCUACCCGUCAACACCACCAACAACAAUGGACGUAUCAAGCAGCUCAGAUCAGAAUCCUUUGGUGGUACACCAAUAAGAGGCGCCCUCCAGAUUGAGCAGAGCGAAGAGUCCGACCAGGGGAAGUACGAGUGCGUCGCCACCAACAACGAUGGAACCCGUUAUUCUGCCCCCGCCAAUCUAUAUGUCAGAGAGCUGCGAGAAGUGCGACGGGUGCCCCCACGGUUCUCCAUCCCGCCUACGGACAAUGAGAUCAUGCCUGGAGGCAGCGUCAACAUCACCUGUGUGGCUGUGGGCUCCCCCAUGCCCUACGUCAAAUGGAUGCUGGGAGCCGAAGACCUGACGCCCGAGGACGACAUGCCCAUAGGGCGAAACGUUUUGGAACUCACUGACGUCCGCCAGUCUAACAACUAUACCUGCGUAGCCAUGUCCACUCUCGGGGUUAUUGAGGCGGUGGCGCAGAUCACGGUGAAAGCAUUGCCCAAGCCGCCCGGCAUUCCCUUGGUGACGGAGCGCACGGCCACCAGCAUCACGCUGACAUGGGACUCAGGCAACCCUGAGCCAGUCUCCUACUACAUCAUCCAGCACAAGUCCAAGAUCUCAGAGGACACAUACAAGGAGAUCGACGGCGUGGCCACCACUCGAUACAGCGUGGGCGGCCUCAGUCCCUACUCGGACUACGAGUUCCGAGUGGUGGCGGUAAACAACAUCGGGCGUGGGCCGCCCAGCGAUGGCAUCGAAGCCAAGACGGCCGAGCAGGCACCUAGCACGGCGCCCAGGCAGGUCAGGGGUCGUAUGCUCAGUGCCACCACAGCCAUCAUCCACUGGGACGAACCAGAGGAGGCCAAUGGGCAGAUUAUGGGCUACCGUGUGUACUACACCAUGGACUCUGCCCAGCACGUCAACUUGUGGGAGAAGCAGAUAGUGCGUGGGUCAAACUUCCUCACUAUUCAAGGCCUCAUCCCUAACAAGACCUAUUACAUUAAGGUCCUGGCCUACACGUCGGUGGGCGAUGGACCUCUGUCUGCAGAUCUCCAGAUCAUUGCCAAGACGGGGGUCCCCUCUCAACCGACCGACUUCAAAGGGGAAGCCAAAUCCGAAACAAGUAUACUACUAUCGUGGAUAGCCCCUGCACAGACCGGACAAGACAAUCAAAUCAUGGGAUAUGAACUUCUGUACAAGAAGGGGGACGACAAGGAGGAGAAACGAAUCAGCUUUGAACCAACCACCACAUACCUGCUGAAGGACUUGAAACCCUUCACUACUUAUACUUUCCAGCUAGCCGCGCGCAGUAAGCAUGGUAUCGGAGCCUACACCAACGAGAUCUCUGCAGAAACCCCUCAAACACAGCCCUCAGCCCCACCUCAGGAUGUGAAGUGCUCUAGCCCCAGCUCCACCAAUAUCCUGGUAAGUUGGCGGCCGCCCCCUACGGAGUUACAGAAUGGGAUCAUAACCAAGUAUGCCAUCCAAUACGCUGCCACUGAAGGGGAGGACACCACCAUCCGACAAAUAUCCGACAUCCCUCCCGAAAGCGCCCAGUACCUCUUGGAAAACAUGGAAAAAUGGACCGAAUACCGUGUGACAGUGACUGCUCACACAGAUGUCGGUGAAGGACCUGAAAGUUUACCACAACUUAUUCGCACCGAGGAGGAUGUUCCCAGCGGCCCACCUCGUAAAGUCGAGGUGGAGGCUGUCAACUCCACAUCAAUUAAAGUGAUCUGGCGCUCGCCGAUGCCCACCAAGCAGCACGGGCAGAUUCGAGGGUACCAGGUGCACUAUGUCAGGAUGGUUAAUGGGGAACCCAUGGGACAGCCAGGCAUCAAGGACAUCUUGAUCGAGGAUGCGCAGUGGGAAUAUGAUGACUCAACUGAACAUGAAAUGGUCAUCUCAGAGCUGCAGGCUGAGAGCACGUACUCGGUUGCCAUGGCAGCCUACACGACAAAGGGAGACGGCGCUCGCAGCAAGCCCAAGCUGAUCACCACCACUGGCGCAGUACCUGAAAAACCACGACUCAUGGUCAGCCCUACCAACAUGGGCACUGCCCUCCUCCAGUGGCACCCUCCAACGUUAACCCACGGCCCCCUGCAAGGCUACCGCCUUCGCUUUGGCCGCAAAGAUGUCGACCCCCUGACCAUCAUCGAGUUCCCUGAGCGCGAGAACCACUACACCACCAAAGAGAUCCACAAGGGGGCAUCAUACACAUUCCGCUUGUCUGCCCGCAACAAGGUGGGCUUUGGCGAGGAGACAGUAAAAGAGAUCAACACUCCUGAAGAUGUGCCUAGUGGCUUCCCACAAAGCAUUGCGGCCGAGGGCGGCACUACCACCACCAUUCAGGUGAAUUGGAAUCCCCUGUUACUGGCGGAGCGCAACGGCGUUAUCGUGAAGUAUGCCCUGCAGUACAAGGACAUCAAUAGCCCUCGGAGUCCCUCAGAACUCUUCAUCACCGCCCCAGAGUCCACCGUCACCCUGGACGGCCUCAAGGCUGACACCACUUACGAUAUCAAAAUGUGUGCCUUCACCAGCAAGGGCUCCGGCCCCUAUAGUCCCAGUGUCCAGUUCAGGACACAGCCCUUGGAUCAAGCAGUGUUUGCAAAAAACUUUCAUGUGAAAGCUGCCAUGAAGACAUCUGUGCUCCUCACCUGGGAGAUCCCAGACAACUAUAACGCAGCUCAGCCUUUUACAAUCCUCUAUGACAAUGGCCAGAGCGUGGAGGUGGAUGGCAAGCUCACUCAGAAGCUUAUCACGGGUCUACAGGCUGGGACGCAGUACUCCUUCCUGCUGACCAACCGGGGCAACAGCGCCGGCGGUCUCCAGCACCGCGUCUCCACCAUGACCGCCCCGGACAUCCUGCGCACCAAGCCCUACCUGAUUGGCAAGACCAACUUGGAUGGCAUGGUCUCUGUGGAGCUGCCCUCAGUCCAGACUUCAGAGAAAGUCAGGGGAUACUACAUAGUGGUGGUGCCUCUGAAGAAACAGCGCACAGGAAAAUAUCUCAAACCCUGGGACAGUCCAGAUGAAAUGAAUCUAGAAGAGCUGCUCAAAGAGAUUAACCGAACAAGCAGAGGCCUUCGCUUCCGGAGGCAAGCUGAGCCCAAAGCCUACAUCGCUGCCUACUUCAAAGACCUUCCUACCGAGUUCACUCUGGGAGACACCAAGAUCUAUGGGGACUUUGAAAACAAGCAGCUCGCCAACGGCCAAGAGUACAUCUUCUUUGUGCUUGCUGUCCUCGAGAUCUCUGAAAAUACCAUGUAUGCCACCAGCCCCUACUCCGACCCUGUCGUGUCAGCUGACCUUGACCCCCAGCCAAUCAUUGACGAGGAGGAGGGACUUAUCUGGGUGGUGGGCCCAGUGCUCGCUGUGGUCUUCAUCAUCUGCAUCGUCAUCGCCAUCCUCCUGUACAAGAGCAGCAAACCAGACAGCAUUACAUCACAGCCAAAUGUACUCACUGGCCGGGAAAGCACUAUACUGUACCGGAAAAGGGCAGAAUCCGAAGCUAGAAAAGGAAGUCUGCCCAACAGCAAGGAGAUUCCGUCUCAUAACCCCACCGACCCUGUGGAGCUUCGACGCAUGAACUUCCAAACGCCUGGUUCAGGUGACCCCGGUUACCCCAGUAACCUCCAUUUGUCAAGCAUGGCCAGCCACCCACCGAUCCCCAUCCUGGACCUAGCUGAUCAUCUGGAGCGUUUGAAAGCCAACGACAACCUAAAGUUUUCGCAGGAAUACGAGUCCAUCGAUCCCGGGCAGCAGUUCACGUGGGAACACUCCAACCUGGAAGUCAACAAACCAAAGAACAGAUAUGCUAACGUGAUAGCAUACGACCACUCCAGAGUCCUGCUAUCGGCUAUUGACGGUAUCCCUGGAAGUGAUUACAUCAAUUCCAACUACAUCGACGGCUAUAGGAAGCAGAAUGCAUACAUCGCCACGCAGGGCUCGCUGCCAGAGACGUUUGGUGACUUCUGGAGGAUGAUCUGGGAACAGCGGAGUGCCAACAUCGUCAUGAUGACCAAGCUGGAGGAGAGGUCCAGGGUGAAAUGUGACCAGUACUGGCCCACUAGAGGGACGGAGACCUACGGCCUCAUCCAGGUGACGCUGUUGGACACGGUUGAGCUGGCCACAUACUGUGUCAGGACAUUUGCACUUUAUAAAAAUGGUUCCAGUGAGAAGAGAGAGGUGAGGCAGUUCCAGUUCACUGCCUGGCCUGACCACGGUGUACCCGAGCACCCCACUCCAUUCUUGGCCUUCCUCAGACGGGUCAAAGCCUGUAACCCCCCAGAUGCAGGGCCCAUGGUGGUACACUGCAGUGCCGGGGUCGGGCGCACGGGCUGCUUCAUCGUAAUCGACGCCAUGAUGGAGCGCAUCAAGCAUGAGAAGACGGUGGACAUCUACGGCCACGUGACGCUGAUGCGCGCCCAGCGGAACUACAUGGUGCAGACGGAGGACCAGUACGUGUUCAUCCACGACGCGCUUCAGGAGGCCGUCACCUGCGGCACCACCGAAGUGCCUGCCCGAAACCUCUACGCCUACAUCCAGAAGCUGACCGGGAUCGAGGGUGGAGAGAACGUCUCAGGCAUGGAGCUGGAGUUCAAGCGUUUAGCCAACACUAAAGCCCAUACGUCGCGAUUCAUCAGUGCCAAUCUCCCCUGCAACAAGUUCAAGAACCGCCUUGUGAACAUAAUGCCAUACGAGUCCACACGAGUGUGUCUUCAGCCAAUCCGAGGGGUGGAGGGCUCCGACUACAUCAAUGCCAGUUUCAUUGAUGGAUACAGGCAACAGAAAGCCUAUAUUGCCACACAAGGUCCUCUAGCAGAGACCACGGAGGACUUCUGGAGGAUGCUCUGGGAACACAACUCCACAAUCGUGGUCAUGCUAACGAAGCUCAGAGAAAUGGGCAGGGAAAAAUGCCACCAGUAUUGGCCAGCAGAGAGGUCGGCCAGAUACCAGUACUUUGUGGUGGACCCCAUGGCUGAGUACAACAUGCCCCAGUACAUCCUGAGAGAGUUCAAAGUGACUGACGCCAGGGACGGACAGUCUCGGACGGUCAGGCAGUUUCAGUUUACAGACUGGCCCGAGCAAGGAGUGCCAAAAUCGGGAGAGGGCUUCAUCGAUUUUAUCGGCCAAGUGCAUAAAACAAAAGAACAGUUUGGUCAAGAUGGGCCUAUCUCAGUCCAUUGUAGUGCGGGCGUGGGUAGGACCGGAGUCUUCAUCACCCUCAGCAUCGUAUUAGAGCGGAUGAGGUACGAGGGCGUGGUGGAUAUUUUCCAGACGGUGAAAAUGCUCCGGACACAGAGACCGGCCAUGGUGCAGACAGAGGAUCAAUACCAGUUCUGUUACAGAGCUGGCUUGGAAUACCUUGGGAGCUUUGACCACUAUGCUACGUAAGAGUCCCUGUCCCGGAGGAAAAGCAGAAGGCCCUUGGACAACCCCAGCGAGCCUCUCUUCUGAGCCAUAAUUUCCUGUUUGAGAAAGUACUUCUUAACUCCUAGCUAAAGACUCAAUUAAGUGUUGGAUGUGAGACACAAAAAUGUCAAAAAAUGUAUAAAGAUGAUUCCUGGAGGACCAAGUGUUUCCCAAAACCCAUGGAACUCACCCUGGCGUGGGAAAGAGAGAGGGAAUCCUGACUGUUGAAGCAUCUUAUGGAAUAUUUUUUAUUCUUCUGUUGCUUCAAGGAUUCGUCUUGGGUUCAAAUAACUGAAAGAAACAUAAACAAAAAAAUAACAGAAGGUACUAUUACAUCGACAAGUAAUGCAUCAUAUUACAAACCAUAGGAGAGGCAAAUGGAGGCACAGAGAAUGGCUUAAAACUCAAUGCACAUUGUAAAGAGACAUUUCUGUUCCACAAUCAAACUACGCAGAGACAACUACCCAUCAAAAAAGAAGACACCAGUGCUUGGUCCAAUAUGAAAAACAGGACACAGCUAAAGUAAUAAUUAAUAAUAUACCCAGUUUCCUGUCACAACAUUCAUCAUUUAAACAAUUGGGGGGUAGUGGGAAUGUUUAAAGAUAUAUGAAACAAAUAAAAACCUAUUGAUUUCAUUUUUUACUAUACAGCUGAGAUGUGCUUAAUUUUGAACCAUGUGAAAUUUGAUUUCCUUUUUUUAACAAAACAAUCACUCGACAAAGUGAAUCAAACAAAGUACUUGCGUAAUCGUUCAUUUUUUUCCUUACGAGUUGUAUUUUUGAAAGCUGUAGAACUUUUCUAAUGUAUGCACCAUCAUGCAGAGAAAGUCUUCGCUCUUUCCGGUUUUCUUGCAAAUUUUUCUUUAUGAUUGUUUCUCGCACUUUGUGCAGUCCUGUAUUCACACUACCAAAUGUUGACUUUGUUACAGGGUUUUUAGUUUCGUUUUUUAGUUUUGUCUUAUUUGUCCAUGAUCACAUACACAAUAACCUACUUACACCCAUGUAAUAAACUGGGGCUUUGUGGAAUCAACAGGGAUGAGCAAAGUAUGAAGUUGCUGCUACCGAUUAUCUUAGUUCUUCCAUGUUAGAAUGAUGGUAAAAGAUGAGCACCUGAUGGAUAAAAUACAUGAAAUGAUAUAUACAUAUUUAUGUUAUAUAAGAUGACAGAUAUAUACAUUAUAUAUGAUUAAUACAUUUGCAUAACCUAUAACAUAUGUAUAUUGAAAUAAAGUAUAUCAUUUAUGGCUAUAUAUGAAAGGAAAGGAUUGUAUAUGAAAGCUUAUACAAUGAGAUUUCUAUACUUUGGGGGAAAUUAAGAUAUUUUUCACUGGAAUGCACAUCAGUAGGACAAAAACGCAUUCUGAUUCAGUGCAUAUUUUCUUGUGCAAUAAAUAGGUGUAUUAUAGAUAGGGUUCAUGUGGAUACUUUGUUAGACAUCAUGACAAUGUUGUUCCCGUGGUGAGGCUUGUUGGGAACGUCACGUAUCACCAGUGUAUAUAGAUACGCUCAGACAGUCUGUAGUUCCAUAGCAGAGCAGGGGGUCCCUUAGACUAAGUCAUUGCUCCAUACAAUAGGGCAAGGUACAUAGAUGUAACUUUCAUCUUGAGGUUUUCAAACGCUCAAUGGCAUAACAUGUUUUCAUUUAGCAUUUAGAGUGCCUUAUAUUUAUACCUGUUUUUUAUAACGUUCAUUUAACACAUUAUUGUAUUCUUUGAGAAGUCCGUGCAUAUAGAACAUAUAACAAACUGUAUAUUACAUUUUUACCUUAAGUAUUCAUUUGUCACAUAAUAUGAAAUUAUAUAUGCAAAUACGUACAUGGCAAGGCCCUAUUUUCAUUUUCUGUUGCCUUAAUGUGGCUUAGUAAAAAUAAUAAAACAUCGAAGACUCCCAUGUCGUUCACUGA
Messenger RNA from Oncorhynchus mykiss (rainbow trout), 8510 nucleotides. The record is from RefSeq and is a predicted model, not a curated record. Lineage: Eukaryota; Metazoa; Chordata; Actinopteri; Salmoniformes; Salmonidae.